Racocetra persica is the source of this 969-nucleotide messenger RNA. Lineage: Eukaryota; Fungi; Glomeromycota; Glomeromycetes; Diversisporales; Gigasporaceae. The record is from the annotation of a GenBank genome assembly.
AUGUUACCAACAAAUUUACUCCAUAUACAACAAAUGCAACAACAGCAACAAUCCACACAACAGCCACCUCAAACUCAGACUCAGCAGCCACCCCAGGGCCAACAGCCUUCUCAAACGCAGCAGCAACAGAAUCAGCAACAGCUGUUAUCCGCUCACUCACAAGUUGACCAAAAUCAGAGGAACGGCAUGCAUAUAAAGAGGGAACAAAGAUUGUUGAAUGCUUACGUAUACGAUUUCUUAAAACGCAGCGGUGCUACAGAAACAGCAAAAGCCUAUUUAAGAGAAGGUGAUUUUCAGAACUGUGUUAAAAAUGACGGUACCGUAAAUUCAAUAAACGGAAGUUCAAGUUCUGAUAACGAUAACACACCGUUACCUGACGUCGAUGUACCUGUACAAGCACCUGAAGGUUUUCUAUAUGAAUGGUGGACUGUUUUUUGGGAUAUAUAUAGUGCAAAGUUAAAUCGUCCUGGAACUGCUGACGCGCAUCGCUACGUAGUAGAUCAGCAAAUGAGGAAUAGUAGAAAUCGUAUGCGACUGAUGCAUGAUUCGUUAAAUCAGAUACCUGUCGGAACUUUUCCGCAACUUUCUGGAGGCAUGAUGAAUCAAAUGCAAGCGAUUCCUGGGGGGAACAGAGUGGGUAUACCUUUACAAAUGCAGCAAAGUAUGUUAGCUCAAAACGCGAUGGUCCAAGCCCAAAACGCACAACUUCCUAGCCAAUCACAACAACCAUCAACGCCUACAUCCCAAGUUGUGGUAUCUGGUUCCGCACAAGUACAUAUGGCCCAGCCCGGUCCAACACAGGCUAACCCUUCUUUGAAACGUAAUAACGAGGGAGUGAAUCAGCCUUUAUCAUCACCUACAAAGAGAGCGAGAAUGGCUAAUGAUAGUUACUUACAAAGUGUUGCGGCGCAACGAUCUGGCUCAGUAAGUCAGCAAGCUCAGUUACCAAUUGGACAGCAAAAUAAUAUG